Messenger RNA from Triticum turgidum subsp. durum (durum wheat), 951 nucleotides. Lineage: Eukaryota; Viridiplantae; Streptophyta; Magnoliopsida; Poales; Poaceae. The record is from the annotation of a GenBank genome assembly.
AUGGAGGGAGGGGAGAGCUGCGGCAAUAGCGUGAGUGAGGAGGUGAAGCUGGAGUGGGAGGAAGGAGAGGUCUUGAUGCAGGGCGGAGGCGGAGAGGGUGGGGGUGCUGUGACGGCGGCGGGGGAAGCCAUGGCGCCGGUGCAGAUCGACGUGAGGAUGGACGUGGCGCUGCUCCACUGCCAGGCCUGCCUCCUCCCCCUCAAGCCUCCCGUGUUCAAGUGCGAGGCCGCCGGGCACGUGGUGUGCUGCUUCUGCCGCGCCGGGCACGCCGCCCUCUGCAGCCGCGCCGGCACCCACUGCGGCGAGCUGGACGCCGUGGUCGGCGCCGCCAAGGUGCCGUGCCCCUACAAGGUGUUCGGCUGCGAGCGCUACGUGGUGUACCACGGCGCGGCGGACCACCAGCGCGCGUGCCAGUGCGCGCCCUGCUCCUGCCCGGAGCCCGGCUGCGUCUUCGUGGGCUCCCGCGCGAUGCUGCUCGACCACUUCGCCGCCGGCCACCAGCGCCACGCGGUCACGGUCCGCUACGGCCGGCCUUGGAACCUCGGCUUCUCCCUGUCGCGCCGCUGGCACGUGCUCGUCGGGGAGGACCGCAGCGUGUUCCUCGUCUCCCUCGGCCCGCUCGGCGCUGCCACCGCCGUCUCGCUGGUCUACGUCAGGCCGGACGGCGCGGCCGAAGCGGCGCCCCAGUUCCGGUGCAAGCUGUCCGUGGAGCGCCCGGCGGGCGACGGCAAGGACAACCUGGUCCUCAUGACCUCCGCGGUGAGCAGCAGCGCGCUGUCCACCGGCGCGCCGGCGCCCGGGCAGGGGAUGUUCCUGGCGGUGCCCCAGGAGCUGCUCUCCGGCGACACACUCAUGCUCAGCGUCCGGAUUGAUCUGAUCCGACCGGCCGGCGGCGCUCCCAAGUCCGCUACACCUACACCACAGGCCAGGACGCCGAGGAGGUUGCAGUGA